AUGAGAAGCAGGCAUGUGCUGCUGAAGCUUUUUCUUAAUGAGGCCCUUCUGGAAAUUGCGCUGCUGUUGUGGCUGGGGUCGCGUGUCCUGGCCGUGUGCCCCUCCAUGUGCUCCUGCAGCCGCAGCCACAGGGAGGUGGACUGCUCGUGGAGGGGUCUGAGACACCUGCCCGACGGCCUGCAGCACAACCUGCGCUCCCUUAAUCUGUCCCACAACCGCUUUCAGAACCUGGACGGUCAGCUCACGGCGUACACUCAUCUCCGCAUCCUUGAUUUGUCCCACAACCGGCUCAACCAGCUGCCCGCGGAUUUGCCUCGUUCCCUCUGGCAGAUCUACGCCGCCUCCAACCGCAUCCUGGUGCUGGAUAAGAAUGACACGGUCUACCAGUGGAACCUGCGAAAGCUUGACCUUUCCCAUAACAAGCUGGAGAGGGCCACCUUUAUCAACAACACACUGAUCAAGCUGUGCACACUCAACCUGAGCCACAAUCACUUCUGGACUUUGCCCACCAACCUGCCAAUAAACCUGGAGACUAUUGACCUGUCCCACAACUUGCUUGUGAACGUGCUGCCGGGCUCUCUGGACCGGCUCCCCAGACUGACUCACUUCUACCUGCAUGCUAAUCGCUUUUCCUCGCUGCCCUUUGGCGUGUUGGACAAGACGACGUCGCUGAGAGUCAUCACUCUGGGCGACAACCCCUGGGCCUGCCACCUUUACGCCGACACUGCCUACCUAGUCUCCUGGACCCAGCAUACGUCUGCACGUGUCCUGGGCUGCCCCUGCCACACCCAGCCCGUCUGUGGAGGGGUGCGCCCUGGCAGGACUGGAGGGUGGCACUUUGCCUCCUACAACUUGCCCCCUCUGGCUGCUAGUGCCCAGGAUCUGAGCUCUCCGCCCCCUGAGGACAGUGUCACCGGGUGGUGGUACUUUAGCGUUUCUGCUCUGCUGAGCACCCCACACACCCCUAAAGAGACUCUGAACACACCCACCCUGACAUCCAGGAGCACAGGCACCAACCUAACCAUUAAUCACCUUUCUGCCACUGCGGCUGACAUAGAUCGCAUGUGGCACACCGAUUCUUAUCUCGUCUCUGACACAAAGGGAACCUCACCCACGGACUCAUUCCACGCCACUGACACAUCCGCUUUUUCUGACACAAGUCUCAUUACUGAAAAAUCCAUCAGGGAUGACAUGCGGCUGGCCACAGACCGAUUCUUUACAACAGAGAGUCCCUCCAUCCAAACAAAGAAAACAACCACUCUUCGCACCAGGAGCGUGAGGAGGCAGAAUCAGUCCCCUCCUCGCGCCAUCGGCGGCAGCAGCAGCCCGACUCUUGCUACCUGUUCAUUACUUCGCAAUCUGGUGCUGAUGUCUUUCAUCCUGCCUCAGCUCCUCUGA
Messenger RNA from Stegastes partitus (bicolor damselfish), 1398 nucleotides. RefSeq names its product oligodendrocyte-myelin glycoprotein-like. The transcript is spliced from 2 exons. Bases 1 to 1398 code for a protein of 465 amino acids. Gene Ontology annotation, biological process: neuron projection regeneration. Gene Ontology annotation, molecular function: protein binding. The record is from RefSeq and is a predicted model, not a curated record. Lineage: Eukaryota; Metazoa; Chordata; Actinopteri; Pomacentridae.